CGUGCUCGUGCUCGUGCUCGUGUGCGCGCUCACAGCCGGCUAUUGUGUUUUGAUCAACAAGCAGAGAGAGAGAGAGAGAGACACCGUGGGCCUCUAGUAACAAGUAACCUGAGACUUUUAAAAAACAAAAACACCAUGUCGGACGAACAAGAGAUCAUGUGCAAACUGGAAAACAUCUUGGAGAUACGGAACAAGACCGUCCAGAUGCAGAAGAUCAAGUCUCGCCUCAAGGUUGAGUUCGAGGCUCUGGAGUCCGAGGAGAAGCAUCUGAAGGAGUACAAGCAGGAGAUGGACCUGCUCCUGCAGGAGAAGAUGGCACACGUGGAGGAGCUGCGGCUCAUCCACGCCGAUAUCAAUGUGAUGGAGAGCACCAUCAAGCAGUCGGAGAACGACCUGAAUAAGCUGCUAGAAACGACUCGCCGCUUGCACGACGAGUACAAACCUCUGAAGGAACACGUCGAUGCCCUCAGGAUGACGUUGGGUCUACACAGACUCCCCAACCUGAACGAAGAAGAGGAGAAGCUCUCUCUGGAUUACUUUGAGAAGCAAAAAGCCGAGUGGCAGAAGGAGCCGCAUGAGCCCGCCAUCCCAGAGUCCCUCGCUGCCGCUGCGGCGGCAGCACAGCAGCUUCAGGUGUCCAGGAAGCAAGAUGCACGCCAGACGGCCACCUUCAGACAGCAGCCGCCACCGAUGAAGGCUUGCUUGUCCUGCCAUCAGCAGAUUCAUCGUAAUGCUCCCAUCUGCCCACUGUGCAAGGCCAAGAGUCGCUCCCGCAACCCGAAGAAGCCCAAGAGGAAGCCAGACGAGUAAAUCCUACUCCACCUUUAAGCGUCAGUGGGGUUUUAACGGGACCUGGUCCAAUAACACUGAUCUGGAAUCAGCUGUGAACAUCAAAUGAUAUGGCUGAAAUAACAAGAUUUGUGAUUCAGGACAAUUUCCCCGGUCCCCGCUUUAACAAACUGUCUUAGUAUCUUUUCAUAAACUGUCAACAAUUGAUGGAGAAUCUGGUAAUGUCAUUCUGUUGUUUGUUUUUAAUCAGUGGAUGUGUUUAUAUGUAACUGUAUGACUUCUGAAGUAGGUUUACUAGCCCCUAACCAUGUAACUGCAAUAAUACAAAAAGGAAAAAAUGUCCAAAUAGUUUUGUCCAUCGUUUAUUGCCUUAGAUAUUGUACUGUACUUUCUACAUUUUUUGUUUGUUUUUUGUGCAAUGCAUGCAUGCUUCCAUGGCUGUCUAUUGUGUAUUUUCUGUGCCAGUAUAAAAAAUCUAAAAGGUUUAAUUGCAAAGUUAAAUUAAACACAAUGUUGUUUUUAAUGUUUACAGUGUUCAAGUGACCACAAACUGGAGCAAAAAAAAAAAAAGGAGGCCAGACUCAAUUUGCUCUGAAUGGUGUUGUGUGUUAAAACUUUAAUACAGUGAUAAGAAAAUAAAUGGCUGUUUUUUGUAAUAA
Molecule: messenger RNA, 1448 nt
Organism: Larimichthys crocea (large yellow croaker)
Lineage: Eukaryota; Metazoa; Chordata; Actinopteri; Sciaenidae
Gene: zc4h2
Product: zinc finger, C4H2 domain containing
Exons: 5
Coding region: 136-810 (224 amino acids)
Biological process (GO): positive regulation of neuron differentiation
Cellular component (GO): nucleus
Source: RefSeq, a predicted model, not a curated record